UCGCGCAAAUGGUUUUAUCUGGUUGGCUGCCGCGUGAUCGGGAACGCACCAGGGCGGCCCUGAAAGGAAAAAACUAGCAGCGGUUGGCGAGGUGAUGUGACAGCUCAGAGGUGUCCACGUCAACACACCGAACGAAAGAGAGCGUCGGCAAUGGAUUCCAAGUCUCUGGAACCUUCCCUCUACACAGUGAAAGCUGUUUUCAUUCUUGACAACGAUGGCAACAGACUUCUCUCAAAGUAUUAUGACCCAGAGCUUUACCCCUCCAUGAAGGACCAAAGGAACUUUGAGAAGAACAUUUUCAACAAGACUCACAAAGCAGACAAUGAAAUAGCUUUCCUGGAGGGAAUGACGAUUGUCUAUAAAAGCAGCAUAGACCUUUUCCUCUAUGUGGUCGGAAGCUGUCAAGAGAAUGAGUUGAUGCUGAUGUCUGUACUCAACUGCCUGUAUGAGUGUCUCAAUCAAAUCCUGAGGAAAAAUGUGGAGCGUAGGUGUUUCCUGGAAAACAUGGAAGGCGCCUUUCUUAUCGUUGAUGAAAUCAUUGACGGGGGAGUGAUCCUGGAGAGUGAUGCACAACAAGUCCUCCAAAAGGUCAAUUACAGGGUUGAUGAAAGUUCAUUAUCUGAACAAAGUGUCGCACAGCACUUUACUGAGAAAUUGGCUCUGACGACUAACGUUCUGCAAUCAGCCAAGGAGCAGAUCAAAUGGUCCAUACUGAAAUAACAGGAGAUGUGAAGCUAUGUCGAGGCAAUUUCAACAUGUAUUUAACCCGUAGUUUAGUGACCACUUGAAUUGUUUUUGAUUUUUGAAGGUCUGUGUUCUCUGAAAUAACUUGAGAUUAACCAGCGUGGGGCUUGAGCAAGUCACAUCCGAUCUUGUGUUUGCUGUUGCAAAAAUAAGACAGACAUAGAAAAGAAGACUGGCCGACCUGUGCGAUUAAUGGAGGUUGUUCCGUUAUGUUCUGGGGCAGAUUUGCAACAUUUGGCACAAGGUGUCUUAAAGGGGCAAGUUGUUCAAAAAUAUGACAGGAUUAUGGUUGACGGAUUUGGUCGAAUCUUGAAAGUUGAGUUGUUCAAAAGGGAAAGAAGGAUUCUGAAAUGGAAUCAUGAAAUCCAAUCUUCGUUUAAAUGUGGAUCAAAUCUUCAAUUUGUGUUCAAAGUGUUUCAGUAGGAGGUGGAUAUCAUAUUAAAACAAAAUAUUAUCCUGAUCCCAACAGGGUAGUAUUUCAAGGUGCAUUUCUGGACUAAAAUGUUGCAAAACUUGGUCACAUAAUAAAUUUAUAUCAUUUGUGGUACUUACUUGUAUUCAUAGUUUGCACUUGAUUUAUUCAACUGUUACAGUGAUGAAGCAGAUAAAUCCUUAAUAUAGCCAAGUAAAAAGAGCAUAUAUUUAUUUAUCCUUUCCCCAUGAAAUAAACCCCUAGAUAGAUUACAAUAUGCAAGAUGAUUAAUUCGGUUUUUCUGUUAUUUAUCUUCGUAAUUUCCAAGAAACAACAUUCUGUAUUUUGUUAACGAUUGGAAAUGUAGCCCCCCCCCCCCACCCAUCGACUUUUUUUUGUAGAAACUUCCAAUUUAUUCAAAAUGAAAUUAUGUUUAUUUGUUGCUGUGACUCAGAUGAGUGUUUAUUAAAGAAAUUACAAAUCCAAGUGGAUGUUUGUUACUUUUGUGUAGUCUCAAAAUCAAAGACACUUCAAGUGACCCACUGUCGGCUUUUCGACCCGUUGUUCUCUAUAUUGGAUGUUGCCCACAUGAAAAUGGUUGCCCCAUUUCUAGCACGAGUAAUCCAGAUUUCAAUAUCUUGAAAACAAUGUAUCUGGACCAGAGUGAUCCAAUCCAAUAUUGUUUUGAAAAAUUGGCAUAAAAUAAUUACCUGAUUCUGGAUAGCAAAAAAAAUGCGAUCAUUUUGAUCAAGUUGCAUGUUUUGGUCUCAGAAGCAACUAAACUUCUGUUCCAGCCUGGUCAAGGCACCCUUCACAGCUGGAGCAGUUUGCUUACCGGGAGUGGGCUGAAAUGUUGACAGUACACAACAGAAUCCGCAGUCCAGAAAAUUAAAAACUUUAUUGUUUGAAAGUGAAUCAGUCAAUUGAGACAAUGCAAGAUACAUGCAAAAUAACCAGAAAAAGAAUCAAGGCCGUUCAGAAGUAAUACUGAUUUACAACAAAGAUGUUUGCAUU
Molecule: messenger RNA, 2170 nt
Organism: Hippocampus zosterae (dwarf seahorse)
Lineage: Eukaryota; Metazoa; Chordata; Actinopteri; Syngnathiformes; Syngnathidae
Gene: copz2
Product: COPI coat complex subunit zeta 2
Exons: 10
Coding region: 151-720 (189 amino acids)
Biological process (GO): intra-Golgi vesicle-mediated transport; intracellular protein transport; retrograde vesicle-mediated transport, Golgi to endoplasmic reticulum
Cellular component (GO): COPI vesicle coat
Source: RefSeq, a predicted model, not a curated record